AUGUCGACAUCUGAUCAUCCAGAGUCAGAUGGUCAGACGGAACGUGCCAAUCGUGUCCUUGAAGAGAUACUUCGAGGAUACGUACACUCCUUUAAGAGUUGGAGUGAGUUUUUGCCAAUGGUAGAGUUUGCCAUUAACAACUCGGUGCAUGCGUCCACGACACAUACACCGUUUUACGUGAAUGGCUUGCGCCAUCCGCGUGUACCCACCUUACUAGAGUGUAACUCUGGUUUAAGGGGGGGAGGGACUCGCGCAAGCAAAAACCGAUUGGGUUCACGCUCAUCACGCUCUGACGAAGAGGUCAUUGCGUUUGAUGCCGAUAUCGAUAACAUCGAUAUCGAAGAAGAUGGUGCCAGUGAGAGUGCGGAAGCCCUCACUGAAGAAAAGUUUGAUGUUGCUGCAGUGCGCUCACAGCGCACUGAAGCUAACGAGUCAUCAGAUGAGUUCAUACUGGCUCGUGAAAAGGUAGUCCGUUUUGUGCAAGACUCCAUCGCCGAAGCGGUGGAUUAG
Messenger RNA from Peronospora matthiolae, 510 nucleotides. The record is from the annotation of a GenBank genome assembly. Lineage: Eukaryota; Oomycota; Peronosporomycetes; Peronosporales; Peronosporaceae.